Penicillium hordei is the source of this 726-nucleotide messenger RNA. RefSeq names its product oxidase ustYa family protein. Lineage: Eukaryota; Fungi; Ascomycota; Eurotiomycetes; Eurotiales; Aspergillaceae. Gene Ontology annotation, biological process: mycotoxin biosynthetic process. The transcript is spliced from 3 exons. Bases 1 to 726 code for a protein of 241 amino acids. The record is from RefSeq and is a predicted model, not a curated record.
AUGCCUUUUGAUACUCCUCAUCUUGAAUUGUUGCUAACCUGUCGAACUCCCGCAAAAGCAUCGAUUCUGGAUCAAGUAGACAUACCACUCAAGCCUGUCCAGGUUGAAGGAGAUUUCUUCGCACCCGACCACAACCUGUCCAUCUAUCGCCAGCUGCCAAGCCCUCAUGUCGAUGCAGCUUGGGAUCGCAUUUCAACGCUUGGACAGGUAUUCCUCACCACAGAGGAGGUCGUAAAACUGGGCAAAGACCCAACCAUGACUGUCCGAGAUAAUGAUCACCCGGAGAUGCAUAUCGGUCUGGUGAACGCUUUUCACGAGAUUCAUUGCUUGAACGUGCUACGUCAAAACCUCCACCGCGAUUACUAUUGGCCUGAUGGUAUAAAUUCCCCAUUUCAUUGGGUUCAUCUCUACCACUGCCUGCACCUGAUUCUUCAGUCUCUUACCUGCAACGCCAAUACGGAUCUUGUCACUUACAACUGGGUGGAGACGCGAUCCGAGCCUGUGUGGGACUACGCCAUCAACCGCGUCUGUCGAGACUUUGACGCUCUGCUUGAAUGGCACAAUCGAACAACGCGCCCUAUUGACGACUAUAACUUUCAUCGAGUGGGAGGUGAGAAGGAGCGGCCGGCGCCGGACCAGCUAAAGCGAAUCGUGGCACAUGGGUCAGAUUCCCGGAUCUCAAGCAGGCUCUUUAAUAUGCAGAAAGAUAUGAUGGCCAAUCAAUAG